CGAUUUUUUUAGCCCUCAUCUCAACUCUUUAACACAGCUCCACUCGGCCUCUGAGAUGUCUGGAUCCCCUUCUGUUCCUGGAAUCUAAUCAUUCUUGCAGGCUGGUCACUGUUCGCUUCUUCGCGCUUUGGUUUGCGUGCCUUGUGGAUCUGGCCCGACGAUGUGGAAGGGCGGCGUCGAUGAAGCCUUCCGCGGUGCUGGAGCAAAGGCAGGAUUAGAAAUUUGGUGCAUUGAAAAUCUCAGGCCAGUCCUGGUUCGUAAAUCCUCCCAUGGAAAGUUUUUCUCUAGAAGUGCAUAUAUAGUUUUGAAUACAGCUAUUCUUAGAAACGGAAUUUAUCAGCAUGAUAUACAUUACUGGGCGGGGAAGGAUGCUGAGGAGGAUGACUCCAAUCUGGCAUCAGAUAAAGCCCUUGAGUUGGAUGCAGCAUUGGGAUCUCGUGCUGUCCACUACAAGGAGGUUCAAGGAAAUGAAACGGAGAAGUUCUUGUCCUAUUUCAAACCCUGCAUUAUACCUAUUGAAGGAGUUUUCACUUCAGAAAUACAAGAUGAUGGCAAUGGAGGAUACCGAGUUACAUUGCUGGCUUGCAAGGGGGAUCAUGCUAUCCGUGUCAGAGAAGUUCCCUUUUUGCGGUCCUCUUUGAACCAUAAUAAUGUAUUUAUACUGGACACAGAAUCAAAAAUUUUUCUUUUUAGCGGUUGUAAUUCCAGCAUACAAGAAAGGGCUAAAGCUUUGGAAGUUGUUCAGUACAUAAAUGAGAAUCAGCAUAGUGGAAGGUGUAAAGUGGCUACAAUUGAGGAUGGAAAAUUUGUUGGUGAUUCUGAUGCUGGAGAAUUCUGGAGCUUUUUUGGCGGUUAUGCUCCCAUUCCACGGGAAUCACAGAGUACUGAGCAGAAUGAAAAGCCUUCUGCUGCAAACCUUUUUGGCUUCAAUAAAGGCAAGUUGCUUCUUCUUGAUUCGCUUUCUUUAGCUAAAGGGCUGCUGAGCUCUGAUAGGUGCUAUGUGUUGGAUUGUGGCGCUGAAAUCUUUUUAUGGAUGGGAAGGACUACAUUGGUCAGCGAAAGAAAGGCAUCUAUUCUUGCAGUGGAAGAAUUUAUGCACACUCAGGACAGACCUGUGAGCAUCCACACAACUUUCUUGACUGAGGGAUCUGAAACUGCUAAAUUCAAGUCAUAUUUUAAAGAUUGGCCGCAAAAUGCAGCACCCAGCCUGUAUAUAGAAGGCAGAGGGAAAGUAGCUGCUAUAUUCAAGCAUCAGGGAUAUGACGUGAAGGAAAUUCCUGAGGAUGAUUAUCAACCAAUAAUAGACAGCCAUGGCAUCCUUAGCGUUUGGCGGGUUAAUGGCCAUGAUGCCACUCCACUUUCUUCUGCAGAACAGGCCAUGCUUUACAGAGGAGACUGUUACAUUGUCAAGUAUAUUUAUUCUGAAAAUGCCAAGGAUAAUAAUGUAUUUUAUGCAUGGUUGGGGUUGGACAGUACAUUGGAAGAUCAAGUUAAUGCGCUCUCCCUAAUGACAAGAAUGACAGAAUCAAUUAAGGGUUCUUAUGUCAUGGCUCAAAUUUGUGAAGGUAAAGAACCACAACUCUUCUUCUCGAUUUUCCAGUCUCUCGUUAUUUUAAAGGGAGGAUUGAGUUCAGGAUAUAUACUGUUCCUAUCAGAACAAGGUAUCACCAAUGAAACUUAUGACAAAGAUAAAUUGGCUUUAUUUCGAGUUCAGGGGUCCUCCCCUCGUAACAUGCAGGCCAUCCAAGUUGAUCCUGUUUCUUAUUCACUCAAUUCCUCUUACUGCUAUAUAUUACAAGAUCAAACAACUUUCUUCACUUGGGUGGGGAGUCUCUCAUCACCUAGAGAUCAUAAUCUUGUUGACAGUUUGCGGGACCAGCUAAAUCCACUCAAACAUUCCACAUUAGUGAGGGAAGGAAAUGAACCAGAUAUCUUCUGGAACGUAAUAGGAGGGAAGGCUGAUUAUCCAAAAGAAAAGGUUAUCAAAGAACAUGUUGAAGAUCCACAUUUAUUUGCUUGCAUCCUUGACGAAGGUGAUUUCAAGGUGAAGGAGAUAUUUAAUUUUACACAAGAUGAUUUAACCACAGAAGAUGUGCUAUUACUAGACUGUCACAGUGAGAUUUAUGUUUGGGUCGGCCAGCAUGCAAGCCUUGCUUCUCCAGAGAAAGCCUUUACUUUAGGCAAGAAAUUUCUGGAGGCAGACAUUCUCCUUGAGGGAUUACUGCAGAACACAGCCAUAUAUGUUAUUCCGGAAGGAAACGAACCUUCAUUCUUCACUCAUUAUUUUGACUGGGAUAUCUCAAAAUCACAUAUGCAUGGAAACUCAUUUGAGAGGAAGCUUGCCAUCUUGAAAGGUUCAACAUCAAUUACAGAGUCUUCUAAUAGAGGAAUUCAGAAGACACAUUUGAGGUAUUCUUCUGAAGGUCUAUUUGGUCAUUCUUCAAAAAAAUCUACGACUUCUGAUGGCUCUCUUAAGGGAAGAGGAUCGGCUGCACCCACAGGAUUAUCAACUUCUGUGUCCUUGAACAUGCAUGGCUUCUUCGAACAAACAUUAGUAUCCAGAGAAUCUAAUGAGAACACUUCUCCAGAAGCUGCCUCCACAGAAACUCCAUCUUUGUCAAAAGAUCCAAUGAACAUUCCUGAAUUUGAGUCAGUGGUUAUUGUGGAUGAUGAAGACAUUUGUGAUGCGGAUAAUGAAUUGCAAACCUACCCUUAUGAACUUUUGAAAGUAUCAUCAGGUACACCACUGGAAGGCAUAGAUGUAACAAAACGCGAGGCUUAUUUGUCCAAUGAGGACUUCAAAACCAAGUUUGGAAUGAACAAGAAGGCAUUUUACAAGUUACCAAAAUGGAAACAAAACAAGCUAAAGCAGGCUCUCAAUCUUUUCUAAGAUGGUGCAGCUCAGAGGAUGAAGUUUCUGUGAUCUGAUUCUGUGUUUCUGGACAUUUGUAAGCUUUAAGUUUUGAAAUGUUAGCCAGUUCAGGAUAAAUUUCAUUAAACUAUCUGACAUAAAUCUGUUUUCAUCUUUAUUUACAUAGCUGCGACUUAACUAUGUUUUUGUGCUAGAGGUUAGGCAUUGCACUGCAAUAAUCUCUCUUAAUUUGGUAAAUUCAAGCUUAUUAUUGUAUAAAUCCAGUGUUAUAUUGUUAUGAUCCCAUUUUUCGAGAUCAUGAUAAAUAGCAAUUGGAGGAUGCUGACAAUUUUAAAAUUUAAGAGGGAAAGAAGAAGAAAAUACAGAGUAGAGAAUAAAA
Molecule: messenger RNA, 3251 nt
Organism: Phalaenopsis equestris
Lineage: Eukaryota; Viridiplantae; Streptophyta; Magnoliopsida; Asparagales; Orchidaceae
Product: villin-1
Exons: 23
Coding region: 161-2890 (909 amino acids)
Biological process (GO): cytoskeleton organization
Molecular function (GO): actin filament binding
Source: RefSeq, a predicted model, not a curated record